Messenger RNA from Sclerotinia sclerotiorum 1980 UF-70, 2187 nucleotides. RefSeq lists its product as hypothetical. Gene Ontology annotation, biological process: glycerophospholipid catabolic process. Gene Ontology annotation, molecular function: A2-type glycerophospholipase activity. Lineage: Eukaryota; Fungi; Ascomycota; Leotiomycetes; Helotiales; Sclerotiniaceae. Gene Ontology annotation, cellular component: cytosol. The record is from RefSeq and is a predicted model, not a curated record. The transcript is spliced from 3 exons. The coding region runs from base 1 to 2187 and encodes 728 amino acids.
AUGUCUUCGCAAUCUCAAUACUCAAGACCUUUGGUGGGGGUGACAUCCACCAUAAUGGUUCUAGGUCUCUUUUAUAUUCUCUACCAAAAUGAUUAUCUGGUCAUACAACCUUUACCUGCUACACGACUACGCCCGAAAAAAUCCCCAACAAAAGAAGAAGAAGCAGAAGCUCGCGCCGAGAGAGAAGCUAUCAGAAAUGCCAAAGAACUUUCAGUAUUACCAUUUCAAGAAGAUGCCGCAGCAGGGGAUGGUUCGGCUUGGGGAAGUUUUAUUGGCAGAUUCAACAACUUCUCUAUAAUGUCUGAUGGAAAGUGGAAAAAUAUCUCAGAAACGGUCGCCGGUUAUUCCGAAUUUAUAAUGCCCGAAUGGGCCAAACUUUUACCUGGAUAUAUUGAAAAGUUGAGAAGAGAAUUGAACAUGGCACCCGGUUCUUUAGCAGAUGACAUAUGGAAAGAAGCUCAAGAUCCAGAUAUCAAUCCUGAAAUCGAAUAUUCGGCUUCAGUACGAGUUUCGGAUGACAUUUGUGAUGAGGAAAAGAUGUUUUUACAAAAGAGAAAACAUGCGACGAAAAUAGCUCUGGCGAAAUAUCUUGGUCUUCCCGAGGAAUCCAUCCACCCUGAUGAUGUUCCAUGUAUUGCUAUGGUAGGAUCUGGGGGCGGUUUACGAGCUUUGGUGGCUGGUACGGGUUCGAUGUUAGCGGCUGGUGAAGAUGGUUUAUUUGAUUGUGUGACUUAUACCGCAGGUGUUAGCGGUAGUUGUUGGCUACAGUCUCUAUUCCAUUCUUCCCUUAGUGAACAACGCCUUGAUAAAUUGGUCGAUCAUUUGAAAGCUCGAAUUGGUGUUCAUAUUGCUUAUCCUGUCGAUGCGUUAUCCGCUUUAAACUCUGCACCAACCAAUAAGUUUCUUCUGAGUGGAUUCGUGGAAAAGCUCAAAGGAGAUCGUAAUGCCGAUUUUGGCUUGGUGGAUGUGUAUGGAUUACUACUGGCCGCGAGAUUACUUGUACCAAAAGGCGAGCUAGGUGUUAAUGAUCGAGAUCUCAAGAUAUCGAAUCAACGAGAUUAUAUCAAAAAUGGCGAGAAUCCAAUGCCUAUAUAUACAGCUACGGGAACGGCUACUGAGGCCACGAAAGAGAAAGCAAUCAAAGAAGCAUGGUUUGAAUGGUUUGAGAUAACUCCUUAUGAAAUGUUUUGUGAGGAAUUUGGAGCGGGAAUUCCCACCUGGGCUCUUGGUCGAAAAUUCGAAGGUGGAAAAGAUAUACCUCAUGAGGAAACAGGAUUGCGAACUCCAGAACUUCGAUUACCAUUACUUCUUGGAAUAUUUGGAAGUGCUUUCUGCGCUACUUUAAGCCACUAUUACAGAGAGGUCCGACCUUUGAUGAAGGGAUUGAUGGGAUUUGGAAGUAUUGAUGAUAUGAUUGAAGGACGAAAUGAAGAUUUAAGCAAAGUUCAUCCCAUCGAUCCAGCUAGUAUUCCCAACUUCGCAUACAAAAUGGAAGGGCAACUCGCGGAUACUGCCCCAGAAAUAGUUGAUGGAUAUGCAAGACAGCGUGGCAUAAAAGGUUGGCCGAUUGGGGUUGGCUGGCCAAAACCAAGCGACACAGCAGAGAAAACAGAAGAACAAUUAGAAGAAGCUCAAGCCAAGACCACCGCAGAAGCAGAAGCCAAACUCGAAGAAGCACAAGAGGAACAAAUGACACAUUUGGAAAAUAUGACUUCAAGCGAGCAGAAAUCAAGAAGCACAGACGCAGAAGAUAGUGAUGACUUGGGCUAUUGUACCGUUUGGGUGGGUACCACGGAAGAACGUAAAGAAACAGAUGAACCACCACUAUCCAAAGCGGUGAAGGAAGAUUGGCAAUUGAUGGAACCGGAUGCCGGUAUUGCAGUAGUUUAUUUACCCUUUCUUGCAAAUCCCAAGGUCGACGGUGUCGAUCCGGCUAUUAGCGAGUAUAUGAGUACGUGGAAUUUUGUAUAUACUCCGGAUGAUAUAGAUAAUGUGGUGAGAUUGGCAAAAGCGAAUUUUGAGGAGGGGAAAGAACAGGUUAGAGGGACGAUAAGAGCAGUUUAUGAGAGGAAGAAGAAAAUUAGAGAGGAGAGGGAGGAGAGGGAGAGAGAAGAGAGAUUUAGGAGGAAAGUUAGAUUAGGGACUGUUGGGAAGACGGGGGAUGGAGAUCAUUUUUAUUUGACUUGA